Molecule: messenger RNA, 1446 nt
Organism: Melitaea cinxia (Glanville fritillary)
Lineage: Eukaryota; Metazoa; Arthropoda; Insecta; Lepidoptera; Nymphalidae
Gene: vih
Product: ubiquitin-conjugating enzyme E2 C
Exons: 2
Coding region: 153-683 (176 amino acids)
Source: RefSeq, a predicted model, not a curated record
GUAGUCAUCUGUGCUCGUUUAUUGACGCCAUUAUUGCUUUGCUGUCAAACGGUUGAAAUAUCCAAUAAAAUUUGAGCUUUUUAAAAUUAACAGGAAGUCGUCUUCUCCUAACAGACAACGAGUGAAACCUAAUUUCGAUUUCACGGUAUAUUAUGGCUCAAAAUAUUAACCCCCAUUACGCGUCUUCGUCAAAUCCCGCCAAACAGAAUGAGGACACAAUCAAAUUACAGGACAACCACGCUGUCAGCAAACGAUUGCAAAAGGAGCUUAUGGAGUUGAUGCGAUGUGCAGACAAAGGAAUAUCAGCGUUUCCUGAAAGUGAAAAUCUUUUUAAAUGGAUCGGGACAAUCAACGGCCCACUGGACACGGUUUACACGGGGCACAAGUACAAACUGUCCCUCGAAUUUCCUAAUUCAUAUCCCUACGCACCCCCUGUAGUGAAAUUCUUGACACCAUGCUUUCACCCAAACGUAGAUGGAUGUGGUUCAAUAUGUCUCGACAUAUUAAAAGAUAAGUGGACGGCUUUGUAUGACGUUCGUACAAUUUUAUUAUCGAUACAGAGUCUGUUAGCUGAGCCCAACACGCAGAGCCCUUUAAACCAGCAAGCAUCAUAUCUAUGGAACAACCAACCAGCCUAUAAAAAGUAUUUAGAUGAAUUUUACAAUAAGCAUAAAGACUCAUAGUUUAGUGACGUUUGUCUAAAUAAUGUUGAUUUCAUUCGAGUUGUUAAUGUGACGACUGGAUGGUAGUGGGCUUGAUUCUUUAUUUCGUUUCAUAUGUUAUAGUAUAAAAAUUCUAUGUUGACAGAGCACUAAAAAGAUUGUUUAUAUAAAAAUCUAAUUGUUUUCUGUAUAAUUUCCUUUGCUUACUGUAAACUUUUCUUGGAUGCAAGCCCGCCACCUGAUUUCGUAAAAUGGGAUAUGUAUAUUGAGAGAUCGCUGACAAAUAUAAUCAUUUAGUUCAAUUCCAUAAUUUGUUUUCUUUUAAUGUUUCGUAAAUACCUUAUAUAAUACAUAAAGAACAAUUAAAUACAAUAUUAAAUUAUUAUGAUAGUCUACUUUUUAAAAUUGAAGCUUUCAAAUAUUUAAUUAUGUAAGAUUUUACUCGAUAUUUGCUUCUAAGUAUAUUUAUUUCUUUUAAUGUAAUUAACAUAUAUUUACUGGAAAAAAAAAUAUAUAAUUCUCAAGUGAAUAUUCUACUAAAUUAUUAUUAUUUAUCUGUAUUUUUUGUGAUAUAGUUUUUUAGGAAUAAUUCUCCAAUAUGUCAAGUUUUCUCGUCAGCAAUAACAAAAUAUGAAAACAAAGAUAAUGAUACUUUCAUCAAUCUUUGGUCAAAUUAUUAUCAUUAGGACUCCUUGCGGUGAAAUAAUGCACUGGACCGAGUUAACCUUUAUUUUGAUGUUGAUGGUUUAAUGUUAUCAAUUUUAUUAAAAGUGCUCAAAAUAAA